AUGGCGUCGCCACCGGCUCCAGGCGUCGCGCAAUCGAUAGGAUCGGAGGGAGGAGAGGUUGGAGGAGAGGAGGAAUCGGCAUUCGUUCGACCACAGGCUCCCACUCCAAAGUGGGGGAGUAGGCGCGGCGAGGAUAUCCCACGGCCAGGGAUGCCGGAGGUUGCUAAACCUGCGCCGUCGUCAGAGGAGAGGCCGAAGAAGAGCGGCGUGCUGAAGAGUAGUCGUGAGUACGCAGUUGAAGCGACGCUGACAACAGCUUACCCGCGGAGCAGAAUCCAAACUCUCCAGUUCCCUUCGACCUCGCACUUUCCAACCGGCCCGCCAAAGAAGCUGGAUGUUUUCGCCUCCUCGCCCCCGUCGAGCUGGAGGUGGGAGCCGCCUCUGGUCUUGGAACGUGCCGAUCCAUUCGACAGCGAGGGGCGAGAUGAGGGCAAGCGUGACGCAGCCAAGAGGUCUGACGGCGCCAAUGCAGAGGUAUCGGAGCGGCCACGUCUGCAGCGCUUCCCUCCUUACAACUCAUCACCAGACACGUCGCUCGAAGUUGCCUCGUCACCGGAUACGUCCAACAAUUCUGAGAGUCACUCUUCGAGCUCACCGGAGAGCAAGGAGAGAGUAGGGAGUACGCCUGCUCGACCUCCCCGCAGGAAGAAGAAGAAGAGUACGGGUAAGAUACCGACUCUGCCUGCAAUGCCGAACACGGCGCCAGUGCCUCUCUCGGCCUCAGUGGGCGCCGAGCGACUCAGUAUGCUCUUCCAGCCUCUCUCGCCUGCCACCACACCCUUUACCAGCAAUAAUCGUCUCGACGGCGACACUGAGGUCCCCGACACCGAGUCACCUUCGCCUUCACUGCCAACGACGCCAACACCAACACGCCCCAAGACUCCACUGGUGCAUACACCCCCUCGAUCCACCUCUUUGCCUGCACACUACCGCUCGCAAGCCAUGGGUCCAAGGCUGAAACCCUUGACACCCAUCACACACGAGAAGCCAGUUACACCAUCAAAGCUCCGGAGAAAGCCCGGGCAAGUCACAAGGCUGAGGUCGAAGAAACACCUCCGUGACUCACCGACGGUUGCCCCUGUGGAGCGCAGUCCAACACCGACGCCGGUCGUCACUCGCGACUUCAGCUCUACACUUCCCGGACGCACGACGCCGUUCCCGCCACUAGGUCGCUCGCCGAGCCCAACGCCAACUGUGGGGAGCGUGGCUGCCGGAAUGCCACAUGGUGAGGGGAUCACGGUCACAAGUGUGACGGUGCAGGAAUACCGACCGGUUAACUUCGAGGGAGAGGGAUCGAGGCGAGGCGCCACACCGACCAGGAAGCGGUUCUCGCUCUUCGACGAGGAGUGGUUCCGCUCUCCCCGUUCUGCAUCGGCAUCUGCCUCAGCCAUCGACAGCGGCACGGGUGCUACCCGCGGCACCGUCACUGCCGGUGUCGAGGAUACCGUCCGCAGUGCUUACAGCACAGUGGGCCACACCGCUGGUAACGGAACAAUUGACAGUCUGCAGACGGCCAAUGGGAAAGCCAAGACGGGCGAUGACAAGAGCAAGGUGAACGAACUCCAUGAGCCGACCUGGGUUACCCGUCUCUUCCGGCGCCCUUCGUCCCCACGCCCUCGUUCGCCGAGCAUCACUUCUCUGCUCUCCUCCCCUACCCGCCCACCUCCCUCCCCUCUGCGCCCCGAGCCUGAGUCUCCGUCCAAGUUUAAAGCCUCGCUCAGCAAAGCCAAAACGCUUCGCCUCUCCUCGCUCCGGUCCAAGACCACGGCUCCGGUACAACCAUUGGCCCCUGAGCCCACUCAGCCCUCGACACCCCGCCGCCCCUCCCAAGCUGUGGAGAAGCCCAGCCCCUCUAAAUCCGAACGAUGGCUGAAGAAAUCCCGCUCCAAAGCCUCUCUCCGCUCCCUCCUGCACCUACGCAGCUCCUCCGACUCAAGCUCCAGUGGGGAGAAGGAGGGCUGGUGCACCGAGUGCGGCGAGCGAUGUACCCGCCACUCACCGCAUACGCGGGACCCGUUUGCGAAUCUCUCCAACCCCGACUCGUUCCCCAAUACGCCGCUCCUCCCCUCCAACGCGGGGGCUGUUAUGCUCCCAUCCCCGCAUGCGAAUCUGCGCGAGAAUGCGCCAUGGGGCGCACAGAGGGUGCGGACGCUGUCCAAUGUUUCUGUCACUGCCAAUGGGGAAAGGUCGAGUGGCUCCGAGGGAUGGCACGUCGUCGGUGUUCGUCCUCCCCUGGCUCCAGCGGUGCCCAGUGGACAGUUCGGCAGCGUGAGGCUGAGAACGAGGUCGAACGUCUCGACACACUCCUACCCGCCCUAUCCGAGCCACUCGCACUCCCUCUCCUACCCUCCCGAUCAGUACACGCGCCGCCGCUCUGUCUCGCUCACUGCCCCGCGCCGCGUGGCUCACGGCCAUAACAACCCGGGACCCCCCGGCCUCCGUUUCCGCGACCAGUGGCCCAUCACCAUCCCCGAGCAGAGAGAGGAUGCCGAUGCCGAGGACGCCGAGGGAGAGGGGGAGGGGGCGUACAUGUUCCCCCCUCCACCGCCUAAGCCCGAAGGCGGGUUCCCGCCUCUCCCACCCCUCCCUCCUCUCCCGUGGAGCAAGUCUGGAUCGUCCAGCAGCGGUGCGACCUAUCACACGACCAGGAGUCAGGCCCACACCGCAGAGCAUCGCUCCAAUGACUCUCACUCGCACGAUGGUCGGCACUCUGCGAAUUCACAGUAUUCGCAGACCUCUGCGGCGCAGAAUGACCCUCCGCAGAAUGCGAACUCCGACCCCAGGCCCUUCCCUACGUUCCCCUUGGAACCCUUCUCGUUCGCCAGCGCCGGCUUUACGCCGACUUGGGUCGUUCCCUCGCAACCUGUGCCGCGGAGAGAGUCUCCCGAGAUCAGCCAAUGGAGCGACGAUGAUUAG
Molecule: messenger RNA, 2916 nt
Organism: Trichosporon asahii var. asahii CBS 2479
Lineage: Eukaryota; Fungi; Basidiomycota; Tremellomycetes; Trichosporonales; Trichosporonaceae
Exons: 1
Coding region: 1-2916 (971 amino acids)
Source: RefSeq, a predicted model, not a curated record